Labeo rohita (rohu) is the source of this 1997-nucleotide messenger RNA. RefSeq names its product dehydrodolichyl diphosphate synthase (gene dhdds). NCBI's taxonomy places the organism in Eukaryota, Metazoa, Chordata, Actinopteri, Cypriniformes, Cyprinidae. Gene Ontology annotation, cellular component: dehydrodolichyl diphosphate synthase complex; endoplasmic reticulum. Gene Ontology annotation, molecular function: ditrans,polycis-polyprenyl diphosphate synthase [(2E,6E)-farnesyl diphosphate specific] activity. The record is from RefSeq and is a predicted model, not a curated record. The coding region runs from base 104 to 1111 and encodes 335 amino acids. Gene Ontology annotation, biological process: polyprenol biosynthetic process. The transcript has 9 exons.
AUUAACUCUUUAAAUCAAGCUGAUUUUGAUUUGUUUGAAUGAAAGCCUCCUUUUAAUGAAUGUGAUUACUAAGUAAUGAAGUGAUGUUUAAGAAAGCACUGUCAUGUCGUGGAUUCGAGAGCGGGAACUGUCCCUUUUAGAAAGGCUCACUGCCAACAUCCUGAAGGCAGGGCCUAUGCCCAAACAUGUGGCCUUUAUCAUGGAUGGUAAUAGGCGUUUUGCCGAAAAGACGCAUGUGGAGAGGCAGGAGGGACACUCGCAGGGCUUUGAGAAACUGGCAGAGACGCUUCGCUGGUGCCUAAACCUGGGCAUUCAUGAAGUGACUGUAUAUGCAUUCAGCAUUGAGAACUUCAAGCGCUCUAAAGAGGAGGUGGAUGGUCUGAUGGAGCUGGCCAGACAGAAGUUCAACCGCCUGCUGACGGAGCAGGAGAAUCUUGAGAAGCAUGGUGUGUGUAUUCGUGUGUUGGGAGAUUUGACUCUACUGCCUACAGACCUGCAGCAGCUCAUUGCCAAAUCUGUGGUGGCAACUAAAGCACACAACAAGUGUUUUCUGAACGUGUGCUUUGCAUAUACCUCAAGACAUGAAAUCGCAAAUGCAGUGAAGGAAAUGGCAUGGGGAGUAGAGCAGGGCCUGAUAAAAUCCAGUGACGUAUCUGAGGUGCUCCUCAGUGAGUGUCUGUAUAGCAGUAAUUCUCCAAACCCCGAUCUGCUCAUCCGUACGUCUGGAGAAGUGCGUCUUAGUGAUUUCCUACUGUGGCAGACCUCAUAUUCCUGUCUAGUGUUCCAGUCAGUCCUGUGGCCGGAAUAUUCUUUCUGGAAUCUAUGUGAAGCUGUUUUGCAAUACCAGCUGAGUUAUCGAUCUCUUCAGAAAGCUCGAGAUCUCCACAGAGAAGACCAAGCGCUUCAGCAGAUGGAAGCGGAUCGCUCCUGUGUGGCUGAGCUCCUGCAGCAUCGUGGGAAUGGAAAGCCCAUGGAUGCCCAGAGUCGACAGAAAGAACUAUUAAACUACACCGCCAGCCGAGAGGAGAGGGUUCGCUGCUUUCUCAACGCCCUUCAGCACAAGAGAGACACUUUCUUCAGUGAUUUAAGCAGCCAGGCUGUCGUGGCUUAGUACUGCACAUUUUUACUUACUGAUCUGUAAAUACUUUAGAUCUGGAUGGAUGUUUUACCCCGUUUUAUGGGGCAAUGGAUAUGUAUGCUUGAUAAUGAAAUAGAAAUGAUCUUAAAUCUUCAAAUAAAUUCACUUUGAUAGACAACAUGGGACUAGAAAUGCUUGUAAAUGCAACAGGCUAAAUCUGAUUGAUCUUACUCUUUUUUUUUUAUUAUUCUUAAUUGAUCAGCAAUCAGUGAGUCGCACAAAAAGCAUAUUACAAAUCAGGAUCACAACAAAAAAGCAGAUAGUAAUAAUUGUAACGACGAUAAUAAAAACAAAAAUCACAAAAACGCAUCAGAAGAAAAAAAUACAUGCAGAAUAUUCAUCAUAACACAUAAUGAAAGAAAACAAAAACAACCAGGUCCAAUUUACAUCAUAUUUAUAUAACUAAAUAAAUAGGGGUAUGUAGAUUUAUGAGAUUAUUGAUUGACCACAUGGGCUCUUUUUUAGACUAGAAAUGGCAGAGAAUACAAUAGGCUAAAUCUGAUUGAUCUCACUUUUACUUUUUCAGGAUUGUUUUUUUUUAAUCAUUCAAACUCAGAUUUAUGGACUGGUUUGACCAAUUCACUGAAAGCUCAAGAACAAUUAAUUUACAAAUCAAAUAUUACUGGCUUUUAAGCAAGUUUUGCCCAAUGCAAGAUCAUAUAGACAAGGAAAUAUUUUAAUGCAUGGCACAAAAAAAAUAAAAAAUAAUAAAUGCAUAUUCAGUCUAUAUUUUUUUUCAAUUGACUAAAUUUGUUAUAAAGGUGAAUUAUAGUAGCAGUCAAAAGUUUGGACACGCUUGACUGAAUUUGUUUCUCAUGAUCCUAAAAACAUGGUUUGUAUGUGAAAUUAUUAUUAUAGA